Molecule: messenger RNA, 1383 nt
Organism: Lachancea thermotolerans CBS 6340
Lineage: Eukaryota; Fungi; Ascomycota; Saccharomycetes; Saccharomycetales; Saccharomycetaceae
Gene: STR3
Product: cystathionine beta-lyase STR3
Exons: 1
Coding region: 1-1383 (460 amino acids)
Biological process (GO): transsulfuration; 'de novo' L-methionine biosynthetic process
Cellular component (GO): cytoplasm
Molecular function (GO): pyridoxal phosphate binding
Source: RefSeq, a predicted model, not a curated record
AUGUCACAGCAAUCUUUGCAGACCAAGCUAGUUUCCGUUGUGCAGCAUGUUGACCAGCACGGGUCCAGUGUGCCACCUAUUUACCAGUCGACCACUUUCAAGAUCGGGUCGCUGGAAGACGACGCUUCACAGCCAUACGACUACACUCGCUCGGGGAACCCCACCAGAACCGUGGUGCAGCACCAGAUCGGCAAGCUCUACGAUGUUGACGCGGCCCAGGUGCUCGCGGUCAGUAGCGGCAUGACAGCUCUGGACGUGAUCCUGCGUGCUCUGGUAUUGACCAACAAGUCGCGCGUGCCUACGAUCAUCGCAGGCGACGACCUUUAUGGCGGCACGCAGCGCUUGCUCACGCACCUCGAGUCACGCAACCACGCGCGUGUGCUUCACGUCGACACAGCCAACUACGAAACCUUUGUCGAGGUCUUCAAGCAACAAGAGCACGUGGACUGCGUUCUGUUAGAGUCCCCUACCAACCCCCUGCUGAAGGUCGCGGAUCUGCCCCGCCUCACCCAUUUCAUCAAGUCCGCCAACGAGGCGUGCCUAGUGGCCAUCGACAACACAAUGAUGAGCGGUAUGCUGUGCAACCCCCUCAAGUUCCAAUGUGACGUUGUGUACGAGUCAGCAACCAAGUACCUCAACGGACAUCACGACAUUAUGGCUGGCAUAGUUGUGACGCAGACGCUCAAGAUGGCGCAAGAAAUCUACUUUGUGAUCAACUCCACAGGCAGUGGGCUCUCGCCCUUCGACUCCUGGCUCCUCGUGAGAGGCCUAAAGACCCUCGGGGUCAGACUGUAUCAACAACAACACAACGCCAUGGUGCUUGCUCACUGGCUUGAAAACUCUUGUGGGUUUGUCGGCAAAAAAGGUGUCAAGGGCUCGCCACGCACCAGGUUUGUCGGCCUCAAAUCGCAUCCACAAUUCGAGCUCCACAAGUCUUUUAACGCCGGGCCUGGCGCAGUGCUCUCUUUUGAGACAGGUUCUUACGAGCACUCUAGGCGCCUGGUGUCCUCUCGCAAAAUCAAGAUUUGGGCCGUUACAGUGUCUUUCGGUUGCGUCAACUCGCUGAUAUCUAUGCCCUGCAAAAUGUCGCAUGCCGCUAUUGACCCGGCCCUGCGUCAAGAGCGCGACUUUCCAGAAGAUCUUGUCAGACUUUGUUGCGGCAUUGAAAAUAUCUCCGAUCUGCAGAACGAUUUACUGGAAGCUAUGAUCGACGCCGAUAUCAUAGAGCUGCGAGACGAAGGAAAAACAAUCUACAAUAAACUCAACGGUCAUAUCGCUACAAAUACAAUCGGGCAGGGAAAACUACCAAACAUUUACGAAGAGUUUUUCUCCCAGGACUUAGUCGAGCGCGGCUCAAUUUUGACCAGCCGUGCGAAGCUGUAG